Mercurialis annua (annual mercury) is the source of this 5960-nucleotide messenger RNA. RefSeq names its product callose synthase 11. Gene Ontology annotation, molecular function: 1,3-beta-D-glucan synthase activity. The transcript is spliced from 2 exons. NCBI's taxonomy places the organism in Eukaryota, Viridiplantae, Streptophyta, Magnoliopsida, Malpighiales, Euphorbiaceae. Gene Ontology annotation, cellular component: plasma membrane; 1,3-beta-D-glucan synthase complex. Gene Ontology annotation, biological process: (1->3)-beta-D-glucan biosynthetic process. The record is from RefSeq and is a predicted model, not a curated record. The coding region runs from base 182 to 5512 and encodes 1776 amino acids.
UUUUUCUGUUUUUAGUGUUGCUUUUCUAAUAAAAACAACCACUUCAAAGCAGCCGCCACCUCUUCUUACCACUUUCAUUCCACUCAACACCAAACCUUAGCUAAAACAAAACUCAAACCCAACACAAAAAUGAUACAAAACCACAACCAAAUUCACUCUUAACAACUAAAUCCAACACAAUAUGAGCCUCAGACCACAACCUCCUUCACGCGCCAGAAAUGGACCACACGCGCCGCCUCCCCCACCACCAAUGCCAAACAUCUUCAACAUAAUCCCCAUCCACGACCUCUUCUCCGACCACCCUUCUCUCCGCUACCCAGAAGUCCGAGCCGCCGCCGCCGCCUUACGCGACGUCAGCGGCUUACCAAAACCACCGUUUGUCACAUGGGACCCGCAUCUCGACUUAAUGGACUGGCUCGGGUUACUAUUCGGGUUUCAAAGAGACAACGUGAAGAACCAGAGAGAACACUUAGUACUUCACCUGAGCAACUCACAAAUGCGGCUGCAACCGCCGCCGGCGGUACCCGACUCGCUUGACCCGAAAGUUCUGCGGCGGUUUCGGAGUAAGCUGUUGAGUAACUAUAUUUCUUGGUGUUCUUUUAUUGGCCGGAAAUCUGAAGUUAUACUGUCUAAACGUAAUGUUAAUAAUUCUGAUCAGCUACGUAGAGAGUUAUUGUAUGUUGGUUUGUUUUUGUUAAUUUGGGGCGAGGCUGCAAAUUUAAGGUUUAUGCCUGAGUGUUUGUGUUAUAUUUAUCAUUUUAUGGCUAUGGAGUUGAAUAAAAUUCUUGAUGAUUGGACUGACCCUAGUACUGGUAGAUCAUUUGUGCCGUCGAUUUUCGGCGAAUGUGCGUUUUUGAAGAGUGUAGUUAUCCCUUUUUAUCAUACUAUUAAGGUUGAAGUUGAUAGUAGUAAUAACGGGACGAAGCCGCAUUCUGCGUGGCGGAAUUACGACGAUUUGAACGAGUUUUUUUGGAGUCGAAGGUGUUUUCGGAAACUCGGAUGGCCGAUCAAUUUCGGGAGUAACUAUUUUGGUACGACUGAGAAGCCUAAGAGAGUUGGGAAGACGGGGUUUGUUGAGCAGAGGUCGUUUUGGAAUGUGUUUAGGAGUUUCGAUAAGCUUUGGGUUUUGCUUAUUUUGUAUUUGCAGGCGAGUAUUAUUGUUGCUUGGGCGGGUACGAAAUAUCCGUGGCAGGCGUUGGAGAGUCGUGAUGUGCAGGUCGAGUUGUUGACUUGUUUUAUUACUUGGGCUGGGCUUAGAUUUUUGCAGUCGGUUCUUGAUGCCGGGACUCAGUAUAGCUUGGUUUCGAGGGAUACUAAGCUGCUCGGGUUUAGAAUGGUGUUAAAAAGUAUGGUUGCGUUGACAUGGGCGGUUGUGUUUGGGGUGUUUUAUGCGAGGAUUUGGAGUGCAAAGAAUUCUGCGGGAUUUUGGUCUUCUCAGGCCAAUGAUAGAAUUGUGAUGUUUCUCGAGGCUGUCGUUGUGUUUGUUAUCCCGGAAAUGCUGGCUUUGGUGCUUUUCGCUCUUCCCUGGAUUAGAAAUGCACUCGAGGAAUUGGAUUGGAGUAUUUUCUAUGUGUUGACAUGGUGGUUUCAUCAACGGAUUUUUGUUGGACGUGGACUUAGAGAAGGACUCAUUAAUAAUAUCAAGUAUACAAUCUUUUGGAUUGUGGUUCUGGCUUCGAAAUUUAUAUUCAGUUAUUUCUUUCAAAUCAGGCCGCUUGUUGCCCCAACAAGAGCUCUUUUGGAACUUAAGGAUGUCAAGUAUAAUUGGCACGAAUUUUUCGGCAGCAGUAAUAAAAUUGCAGCUAUUUUAAUUUGGCUACCUGUUGUUUUAAUAUAUUUUAUGGAUUUGCAGAUCUUUUAUUCUAUUUACUCUUCCUUUGUUGGUGCAACGAUCGGGCUGUUUUCGCACUUGGGCGAAAUUAGGAACAUUGAUCAGCUUCGACUGAGGUUUCAGUUUUUUGCCAGUGCUUUGCAGUUUAAUCUCAUGCCUGAAGAACAGUUGCUAAGUCCUAAGAUGACAUUGGUGAAGAAAUUACGCGAUGCAGUCCACAGAUUGAAACUUAGAUAUGGGCUUGGUCGGCCUAUAAAAAAGAUUGAAUCGAGCCAAGUCGAGGCAACCAGAUUUGCUCUGAUAUGGAAUGAAAUCAUCACAACUUUACGGGAAGAAGAUAUCAUCAGCGAUCGAGAGCAUGAGCUCUUAGAACUUCCGCCUAAUUCUUGGAACAUUAGGGUUGUACGUUGGCCGUGUGUGUUAUUGUGUAACGAGCUACUGCUUGCUCUCAAUCAGGCGAAAGAACUGGCAGAUGCACCGGACAGGUGGAUUUGGUUAAAAGUAAGCAAGAGUGAGUACAGGCGAUGUGCUGUAAUUGAAGCUUACGAUAGCGUCAAGUAUCUGCUUCUCACUGUUGUUAAAUAUGGCACGGAGGAACAUUCCAUUGUUGAAAAAUAUUUUGAGGAGAUAGAUAACAGCAUUCAGUUUGAGAAAGUCACUGAGGCUUACAACAUGAAAGCACUGGAACGAAUCCAUUCCAAAAUAAUAGCAUUUGUUGAGUUUCUGUUGGGACCGAGGAAGGAUCCGAACAAGGUAGUGAACAUAUUGCAGGCUUUGUAUGAGCUUUGCGUUCGGGAAUUUCCAAGGGGAAAGAGCAAUAUUGAGCAACUGAGGCAGAAAGGUCUAGCUCCUCAGAAUCCACGCACCAAAGAAGAGCUACUCUUUGAGAAUGCUUUUGAGCUUCCAGAUCCUGAAGAUGAGUUAUUCAAUAGGCAUUUACGGCGUUUGCGCACAAUUCUUACCUCCAGAGAUUCCAUGCAUGAUGUUCCAAAGAAUCUUGAGGCAAGACGACGUAUUGCUUUUUUUAGUAAUUCGCUCUUCAUGAACAUGCCUCAUGCUCCUAAAGUUGAGAAAAUGAUGGCUUUCAGUGUUUUGACCCCAUAUUACGAAGAAGAAGUCUGUUUUCCCAAAGAAAUGCUUCGACGGCCAAAUGAAGAUGGCAUUUCUACCAUCUUUUAUCUGCAGAAGAUCUAUGAAGAUGAGUGGAAUAAUUUUGUGGAGAGAAUGCGCCGAGAAGGAAUAGACGAUGUUGAAGACAUCUGGGAACAAAAGUCUAGGGAUCUCCGUCUUUGGGCUUCAUACAGAGGCCAGACUUUAGCCCGCACUGUUAGGGGCAUGAUGUAUUAUUAUCGAGCACUUGAGAUGCUUUCGUUUCUCGAUUCUGCAUCUGAGAUGGACAUAAGGAUGGGUACCCAAGAACUAGCUUCUCAUCAUUCAUCAAGUCGCUACCGCAGUAUCAAUGAUAUACCUUCAGUCAAGCCACCGUCUUUAAAUAAACUCGGAAGAGCCGGUAGCAGCGUAAGUCUUCUGUUCAAAGGGCAUGAGUAUGGAGAUGCUCUGAUGAAAUUCACUUAUGUAGUGUCUUGCCAAGUGUAUGGGCAGCAUAAGGCAAGGGGAGAUCAACGCGCCGAUGAGGUUUUAUAUCUUAUGAAAAACAAUGAGGCCCUUCGAGUUGCAUAUGUCGAUGAAGUUCACUUGGGGAGGGAUGAAGUUGAGUACUACUCAGUUCUUGUAAAGUAUGAUCAGCAGUUGCAGAGUGAAGUCGAGAUUUAUCGUAUUAGGCUGCCUGGUCCUCUGAAGCUUGGGGAAGGUAAACCAGAAAAUCAGAACCAUGCCAUAAUCUUUACUAGAGGCGAUGCAGUUCAGACCAUCGACAUGAAUCAGGAUAACUCUUUUGAGGAGGCACUCAAGAUGCGGAAUUUGCUGGAGGAAUUUAAGACCUACUAUGGCAUUAGAAGACCAACCAUUUUAGGUGUUCGUGAGAAUAUCUUCACAGGGUCAGUUUCCUCACUUGCUUGGUUCAUGUCUGCUCAAGAAACUAGCUUUGUGACACUCGGACAGCGUGUUCUUGCUAACCCGCUGAAGGUAAGAAUGCAUUAUGGGCACCCUGAUGUGUUUGAUAGGUUCUGGUUCUUUACUCGGGGCGGAAUCAGCAAGGCUUCUCGAGUGAUCAAUAUCAGCGAAGAUAUAUUUGCUGGAUUUAACUGUACACUUCGAGGUGGUAAUGUGACACAUCACGAAUAUAUACAGGUUGGUAAGGGAAGGGAUGUUGGAAUGAAUCAGGUUGCAAUGUUCGAGGCAAAAGUCGCAAGUGGCAACGGGGAGCAGGUUUUGAGCAGAGAUGUUUACCGAUUGGGCCACAGGUUAGAUUUUUUUCGUAUGCUGUCAUUUUACCACACAACGGUAGGAUACUACUACAAUACAAUGAUCCUAGUGGUGAGUAUUUAUGCAUUCUUGUGGGGCCGCCUUUAUCUUGCUCUCAGUGGCGUUGAACGUCAUGCCAGAUCCAAUACUAGCAAUAACAGGGCUUUGGGUGCAAUUUUGAACCAGCAAUUCAUUAUCCAGCUUGGCUUGUUCAGUGCCCUCCCAAUGAUUGUGGAGAACUCUCUAGAACAUGGGUUUCUUUCAGCUAUUUGGGACUUCUUGACAAUGCAAUUGCAGCUAUCUUCACUUUUUUUCACAUUUUCUAUGGGAACUCGUAGUCAUUUCUUUGGGCGGACUAUUCUGCAUGGAGGUGCCAAAUACAGAGCCACUGGACGAGGUUUCGUGGUGCAGCACAAGAGUUUUGCUGAGAACUAUAGAUUAUUUGCUCGAAGCCAUUUUAUAAAGGCAACUGAACUUGGAGUCAUUUUGACAGUAUAUGCUGCCAAUAGUGCUUUGGCUGCAAAUACUUUUGUUUACAUAAUAAUGACAAUCUCGUGCUGGUUUCUUGUCGUUGCAUGGAUAAUGUCCCCAUUUGUGUUCAAUCCUUCUGGCUUUGAUUGGCUAAAGACUGUAUAUGACUUUGAAGAUUUUAUGAACUGGAUAUGGUUUCGGGGAGUGUUAGCAAAAGCAGAUCAAAGCUGGGAAACAUGGUGGUAUGAGGAGCAGGACCAUCUAAGAACAACUGGUCUCUGGGGAAAACUGCUAGAGAUAAUACUCGAUCUCCGUUUCUUCUUCUUCCAGUAUGGUGUUGUAUAUCAUCUGAACAUUAGCGGCGGAAACACCAGUAUAGCUGUUUACCUUUUAUCUUGGAUAUACAUGAUUGCGGCUGUUGGAAUUUACGUCAGCAUAGCAUAUGCUCAGGACAAGUUUGCGGCGAAGGAGCAUAUCAAAUAUAGGCUAGCUCAGCUAAUAGUCAUUUCGCUUACGAUGCUUGUGAUAGUUCUACUACUGCAUUUGACCCCUUUCAAUCUUCUCGAUUUUGUGAGCAGCUUUUUGGCUUUUAUUCCCACGGGCUGGGGACUCAUAUGCAUUGCUCAAGUGCUUCGGCCUUUUUUGCAAUCCAGUAUUGUGUGGGAUACUGUUGUCUCAUUGGCUCGUCUUUAUGAUUUGCUGUUUGGAAUUAUUGUUAUGGCUCCUGUCGCAUUUUUUUCGUGGUUGCCCGGGUUUCAGUCGAUGCAAACAAGGGUCCUAUUCAACGAGGCAUUCAGCAGAGGCCUUCAGAUUUCUCUUAUUGUUACUGGGAAAAAGUCUAAUUGAUGAAACUCAAGAACUUUUGGAGCAACUGGUUUAUACAACAGUAGAGUCUAAGGUGGCUUUUUGAAGUGAUUAUUCCAAGGAAGAUCCUGAUUUCGCGCCUAUCCGCUACUCUUGUCCCUGUACAGAACUCUCAGAACUUAUCGAUAGGCAUUUUUGUCUAGCUCUAGCCUUAAUUAUUCACUUUAUGACUCUGUACAUAUGCUUGUAGGUUUUAGCUCAGUCUUGCUUGUUAAAAGUAGUUUCUGAUUAUGUGCCACUAAUUAUGCUCUAGCACUUGUGAUUUUUUUCAAUCUUUGAUUCAUUAAUCAGCUAGUUUAGGUGUUGGAAUCUAGUUGAUGGUUUUAGAAUUAUUUCUGCGAAAGUGUAAAAUUGGUCGAAGGUCAAACAGUGUUAUUUUUGGCAUUGGAAUUAGUUUUUCAAUAAUGAUGAUUUAUCAUUUUUCCAGGUA